Messenger RNA from Anopheles coluzzii, 2297 nucleotides. Its product is annotated as very long-chain specific acyl-CoA dehydrogenase, mitochondrial-like. The record is from RefSeq and is a predicted model, not a curated record. Lineage: Eukaryota; Metazoa; Arthropoda; Insecta; Diptera; Culicidae. The transcript has 4 exons. Bases 140 to 2059 code for a protein of 639 amino acids. Gene Ontology annotation, molecular function: flavin adenine dinucleotide binding; very-long-chain fatty acyl-CoA dehydrogenase activity; fatty-acyl-CoA binding.
UUUGCGCAAACUGUCAUCAAUGAGCAAUUCCUCCACUCCCUUGGGUUUGGUUAUUCGCGUAUCGGCUGUUGACGUAUACGCACACGUACUGUGAGCUGUGGCGGAAAUUUAAUACCAGAACACACUUAAAAUCGACAAAAUGCAUCGCUUCCAUCGGCUGGUCGGAGUGUCCAAUCGAGGCGUAGUGGUGGCGUGCGAUACUAAUGGUGCCGCCUGCUGGCUGGCUGGCAAAAGCCAGCAAAGAUGGCUUUCCGCAACGCCGCAAACGAAACCGAAGGAGCGCGCCGCGGCCGCCCCCACGGUCAACACCUCGUUCAUGGCGAAUCUGUUCCGUGGCGAAAUCGAACCGCUGCAGGUGUUCCCCUUUCCCGAUUCGCUAAAUCCGGACCAGAAGGAGAUGAUCGGUUCGUUGAUUGAUCCGGUCACCAAGUUUUUCGACGGCUACGAUCCAGUCAAGGCGGAAAAGAAUGGCGGCCCGGACGAGGCCACGUUCCAGAGCAUGUGGGAGAUGGGCCUGAUGGGCAUGCAGGCACCGGAGGAGUACGGUGGACUUGCCCUGCCCAACACCGGGUACGCCCGCAUGGGCGAGCUGGUCGGUGCGGCCGAUUUGGGGCUGGCGGUGGUGUUCGGCGCCCACCAGAGUAUCGGCUGGAAGGGUGUGCUGCUGUACGGUACGGAGGAGCAGAAGCGCAAAUACCUGCCCCAGGUCGUCACCGGUGGCACAAUCGCUUGCUUCUGCCUGACCGAGCCAAGCUCGGGCUCGGACGCUGGUUCAAUCCGCAGCCGGGCGGUGAAAUCGGCCGACGGUUCACAUUACGUGCUGAAUGGGUCGAAAAUCUGGAUCAGUGGCGGUGGGCUGGCGGACAUCUUUACCGUGUUUGCGCAGACGGAGGUGACGGAUCCGAAGACGGGCCAGAAGAAGGACAAGGUGACGGCGUUCAUCGUGGAGCGUGGAUUCGGGGGUGUGACCAGUGGGCCGCCGGAGGAUAAAAUGGGCAUCAAGUGCUCGAACACGGCCGAGGUGUACUUUGACGAUGUGAAAAUCCCGGCCGAAAAUGUGCUCGGUGGCGAAGGGAAUGGGUUUAAGGUGGCGAUGAACAUCCUAAACAACGGUCGGUUCGGUAUGUCGGGCACGCUCGCAGGUACAAUGGCCCACUGCAUCCGGAAGGCGGCCGAGCACGCGACGACACGCGUGCAGUUCGGGCAGAAGAUUGAAAACUUUGGCAACGUGCAGGAGAAGCUGGCCCGCAUGGCGAUGCACCAGUACGUGAGCCAGUCGAUGGGGUACAUGAUCUCGGGCAACAUGGAUGCGGGCCACACGGACUACCAUCUGGAGGCGGCCAUCUCGAAGAUCUUCUCGUCCGAGGCGGCCUGGUACGUGUGCGACGAGGCGAUCCAGAUACUGGGCGGCAACGGGUUCAUGAAAUCGAGCGGGCUGGAGAAGUUCCUGCGCGACAUCCGCAUCUACCGGAUCUUCGAGGGUGCGAACGACAUCUUGCGGCUGUUUGUGACGCUUACCGGCAUCCAGUACGCCGGGUCGCAUCUGAAGGAGCUGCAGCGGGCGUUCAAGAACCCGACGGCGAAUUUGGGGCUGAUCUUUAAGGAGGGUUCGCGCCGCGCGGUACGAAGCAUCGGGUACGGCGGCACGGAUUUGAGCACGUUCGUCGUUGACCCGCUGAAGGAAUCGGCCGCCCUGUGCGCGGACAGCAUUGAUCGGUUCUCGAAAACGAUCGAAGCGCUGCUGAUCAAGCACGGGAAGGGCAUUGUCGAUCAGCAGUUCCUGCUGAUCCGGUUGGCCGACUCGGCGAUCGACAUUUACGGCAUGUCGUGCGUGCUUUCGCGCGCUAGCAAGGCGGUGCGCGAGAAUAACCCUUCCGCCGAGCAUGAGCUGCUGAUGGCGAAGGCGUGGUGUGUGGAGGCAAACGAUCGAGUGCGCAUCAACAUCCGACGGGUGAACAAUGGUGUGUUUGUGAAGAACUACGACACGAUGAGUGCGAUCGCGAAGAACAUCUGCGCCCGGCAGGGAAUUGUGCAGUCGAAUCCGGUCGGAAUUGCGUAAAAAAGGGGUGCCAGGGUGACCUGCUGCCAUCAUCACUACACACACCACACCAUAUGCAACCAUAUAUUGUGAUAAAAAUCGUACCGAAAUUAAAGCGCGUGUUAAUUGUCGUUGUUACGUUUUCUACAUAUCAAAACAGGAAAGUUUAAAAGAGACGGAACUUUUUGCUUUUUUUUGACACGACGUUUGAUUUAGAUUACUUUAUUUAAAAUAAAUAAUAACACAACAUUCGCAGACA